Molecule: messenger RNA, 2560 nt
Organism: Pseudophryne corroboree (corroboree frog)
Lineage: Eukaryota; Metazoa; Chordata; Amphibia; Anura; Myobatrachidae
Product: beta-Ala-His dipeptidase-like
Exons: 13
Coding region: 593-2164 (523 amino acids)
Biological process (GO): proteolysis
Cellular component (GO): cytosol
Molecular function (GO): metallodipeptidase activity
Source: RefSeq, a predicted model, not a curated record
CCGUUGUCGGCUGUCAGGAUUCCAGGGUUGGUAUCCUGAACGCCGAGAUCCCGACACCCGGCAUUUUAACGCAUCCCUUUAUAAACACACUGGGAGACUUCCCUGGUGUGAGAAUUGCUUGGACAUUAUCAUUUUUCUGUAACACACACCAGAAAUCAGAAUAAUGUGAGCAUGUCAGUAUUCUCAUUGGAAGAUUAUCCAUUGCAGAAACCUGUGACAAACAAUCUCUAUGGGGCUCUCUGUGUAAUCUGCACAACUAUGCAACCUGCAGGAACAAAGAGCCACUGACCACACAAAUCCGUGUAUCAGGGGCUGCGGCAAGACUGCAGGCAGCACAUACCGGGAUCAGCCAAUCAUAGCAGGCUGCGGGGACUGGCCGGACACCUUAUCCCCGACCAAAGGAACGGGACACCCUCAUUAUACAAUACUGCUUCAUCAUGGUGAGGUGACCCCCUAUGCUUUGAGGACUUAAGUUGUAGACUGCACAAGUAGGUGCACGUAGCUGGAGAAAGUAAUUCCCUGUCCCUGGAGUUCCUGGAGAAAUCCGACACUGACUCCUUUCAGGAACAGCGAAAUUAGAAAGGACAAGAACAUGAUGCAACUCCCACUACCACAUUGCUCAGUCCUCAUGAUCUUCAUCGCUCCAUUAAUCAUGCUGCCGCUUGUAGCCGAUGCAGCUGAGAACUUAGAAGAAGUUAUUUUCAGUUACAUUGAUGAACAUCAAAAUGAUUUUGUUCAGAACCUUAAAGAGUGGGUGGCUGUUCCAAGUGAUUCCAGUGACCCUCAGUAUCGUCCAGAAUUGAUCCGAAUGGUGGAAAUGACGGCAGAGAGGAUUAAAACUUUGGGAGCCUCUGUACAGCUAGUAGAUAUGGGCUUUGAAAGGCUAUAUGAUGGACAACAAGUGAAAUUCCCACCAGCAAUCCUAGCUGAGCUAGGGAAAGACCCCACUAAGGCGACUGUUUGUUUUUAUGGACAUGUGGAUGUUCAGCCUGCUAAAAAAGAGGAUGGAUGGAAAACCGAUCCCUUCACACUAACCGAAGUGAAUGGAAACCUGUAUGGACGAGGUGCAACAGACAACAAAGGCCCUGUGUUAGCCUGGAUACACGCCAUAGACACAUACAUAGCCCUGAAACAGGAUAUCCCCGUAAAUCUAAAGUUCAUCAUAGAAGGUGUGGAGGAAACCGGUUCCGAUGGUUUUGAGGAGCUAAUUAAAGCACAAGAGCAUUUCUUCUCUGAUGUGGAUUAUAUUGUAAUUUCUGAUAAUGUGUGGCUAAGUAGGAAACCUGCCUUGACAUAUGGAACACGAGGCAAUGCAUACUUCUUUGUUGAGGUGGAAAGUGGUAAGAAGGACUUGCAUUCAGGAACUUUUGGAGGCAUCAUCCAUGAAUCAAUGAGGGAUCUAGUAUAUCUACUAGCCAGCCUUGUGGAUACUACUGGUCACAUUCUCAUCCCUGGAAUUUACGAUGAUGUUGCCCCAGUAACCGAAGAAGAGAAAAAACUGUAUGAAAGCAUAGAAUUUGAUAUGGAGGAACAUAAAAACAACACAGAAGUGAACACGUUUUUGUACAACACAAAGGAAGAAAUCCUUCAGCAUUUGUGGCGAUAUCCCUGCCUUUCUAUCCAUGGAAUAGAAGGAGCAUUCUCUGGAACUGGGUCCAAAACUGUCAUCCCAUCAAAAGUUAUUGGAAAAUUCUCAAUUCGACAGGCUCCAAAUAUGCAGAUUCCUGUUGUGGAAAAGUUGGUAAAGAACCAUCUUGAAAAUGUGUUUGCUAAAUUAAACAGCCCAAAUAAACUCAAAGUAUCGCUGGAAAUUGGAGCAAUGCCUUGGGUGGCAAAUCUUGAUGAUCCUCAGUAUGAAGCAGCUUCCAUUUCUAUAAGAAAAGUGUUUGGUGUUACACCAGACAUGGUUAGGGAAGGCUCGACUAUACCACUAGCCCGAACAUUUCAGGAUCUAACUAAAAAGAGGAUAAUGAUGCUUCCGAUUGGUGGGUCGGAUGAUGGUGAGCACUCACAAAAUGAGAAAAUAAGCAGAUCCAACUACAUCCAAGGGACCAAAGUCUUUGCAUCUUUUUUCUUGGAGUUGGCAAAAUUACAUGAAGAUCUGUUGGCAAAAUCAAAUUCCAAGAAAGUAAAAAUCACCCAACAUAUUGAGAGCCAAGGGUAGUAGUAAUACAGUGACCAGAAUGGGGAAUUAGUGCUGCUUUCAUUACCCAUACCUCUCAACUUUGUAGCUAUGAGAAUUGGGACAAGGUCAUGGCUACACUGCGUUGACAGCAUGCCACGGCACAGUGGGAGUGUAGUCACAUCUCAGAGAUAUGCCUCAUGCUUUUGACUUUACACUUUCCCCCUCUGCUUCUCUCAAAACAUAAUUCACCUGGUCAUUGCUGCAGGCACCAGUGGUAAGCAAUAGGAAAGUAGCUAUGGAAGUUACCUCCCAGCCUCCUGACCCCUGAGACAUAGACACUGGGCGUUCAUACAUCUAUAUGUGUAUUGUAAGACCACUUUUGCAAGUUUCUGAAUGUAACAUUUUUAUUUUAAUACAUUAAAACUUUUAAUGUUU